CCAUGGCAGCCAUGGCAUCCAUACGUCGCAGUCGCCUUCAUUUCUUGGUCCCUCUGCUCCUAGGACUCUUUGCCACCGAGCAGCUUUUUGUGGUUCCUCGCCGCGCUGCCCUGUCUCUGCUGGGGACGCUGCAGGUCACGAUGCCGGCGAUGGCAGAUGAGAUUGACGAUGAAGUGGCCGAAUACAUCAAACAGAUGAGGUCUUUGAUCCUAGUGCAGCCUGGAGAAAGAGCGAAACCAUGGCGAAAGGACUACAAGGAGCCUGGACCCACGGACUACAACUACAAUCUUCAAUUUCAGAGGGAGCAGAGUGAAUUUGUCCGAUUGAAGUACGAAAAGAUGAAAGAGAGAGUUGUCAAUGCUCGCAACGAGAACGAGAGGGCCAAGGCGUUGCGUGUGAUGAAGGCUGAAGCCCUGAAAGAGGCAGUGAGUAUCACUGAGGCAGAUUUGUUGAAGUAAAGGCCCCCAGAGAGGGCCUCUCAGGCACAUUCCCUAUAUUUAUACCGGACUCGUGUUGCUUGUGGCAAAUUGAUGAUCCUGCAUGGUUUGUGCGCUUUCAAAGACAAGCAAUACAUGAAAUUGAAGAGAUCACAAGGUGUACUGAAGAGUACGUAUGGAGUAGAGAAACAGAGUAACAACAUAGGACGCUGGUAGGUCCCAUUGUUUGGGUCGAAGAGUUUGUACAGAUGAAAGUGGCCUUUGAGUAGGCUCAAAUGAGACAUGAAACGGUGCUCAGCCUGUUUUUGGUUUGAGGCCAUUUCACAGCUCUCCAGAUUGUAAAUAGGUGGACCUUAGAUGACCUUAGUACCGAGGUGCUGGGAUGAAAUCCAGGCUCUAUUGGCUUCGUAAGAAGUCAUGAUUGCCUGCACAGGCUUCCCCAAGCACAAACAUCUUUAGGAAUUUUAGGAUCCUUUAAAUUCAACGACUUUUGUUUUUUUUGUUAUUUUCAUUUAUUUUCUAAUUACUGCCAUUUCACCCUUUCCAGGUCUGGGUGGCUGUUUCCUGAUUUCGUCCCACCCUGUUGUUUGGAGGGGCAGAAUGGAUUUGUCAACUCCCAAGAAAUUAGAGGUUGCAUGCAGAGCUUUUUUAAACAGCGCCAUUGGUGGCACCGACCAAUACCAAAAGGAACCUAGAGAAACAA
This is a messenger RNA of Cladocopium goreaui, 1140 nucleotides long. NCBI's taxonomy places the organism in Eukaryota, Dinophyceae, Suessiales, Symbiodiniaceae. The record is from the annotation of a GenBank genome assembly.